UCUCCAAUAUCUGCAAUGCAACCUAUUGUCAGAUUCAAUUAUGGGUGUGACUAUACAUUGAAAAUACCUGUUUCUGAUGAUGAUGGUGAUGUUGUACGUUGUCGGUGGUCUACAAAAACUCCUAAUGAUGAAUGCGGUGGUGUUUGUGAAACACUGAGUGGUUCUUAUUUAGAUGAGAGUUCCUGUGUUUUGAGCUACAAUGCAACAAGAUCCAUGGGUUGGUAUGUUGUUGCUUUACAAAUCGAAGACUUCCAAGAGUCUACUGAUACAACUCCUUUCAGCAGUGUUUCUUUGCAGUUUAUGAUCUUCGUUGAUGGUUUAAUCGCACCAUGUGCAUCAAGACCAGUUCUACCACAAAAUCGUUACAGCAAUUAA
Molecule: messenger RNA, 375 nt
Organism: Mytilus californianus (California mussel)
Lineage: Eukaryota; Metazoa; Mollusca; Bivalvia; Mytilida; Mytilidae
Exons: 4
Coding region: 16-375 (119 amino acids)
Source: RefSeq, a predicted model, not a curated record